Molecule: messenger RNA, 1329 nt
Organism: Xylaria bambusicola
Lineage: Eukaryota; Fungi; Ascomycota; Sordariomycetes; Xylariales; Xylariaceae
Exons: 4
Coding region: 213-1106 (297 amino acids)
Source: RefSeq, a predicted model, not a curated record
UCUAUUUCCUUAAUUCUGUUUUGGAGGAUUGUGACAAAAGCAACCCCACAAUCUGCAUAGUGGCUAUGGAUGCGGUCCAAUAAAAUCAAAGUAUUUAAUAGUACUUCAUUUCUUACCCAGAUCAUUAUUGUACUUGAAGUACUAGAAACGACUGUUACAAUACGUCUAAUUGAGUGGUAUCUCCCGCUAGUAGGGGUAGUAUAGGUCCGAGGAUGACAGUCAACCAGGACUCUAAUAUGUGUAGCAAGACCGCAGACUAUCGGGGUCUUGCGUCGCUGAUGGGCAACUAUGGCGACACGGCAAUCUUCCGCCGAUUUCGCAUGUUGAACCUACAGAGUCUACUCCACAUGCAAGCCGAAAUAGUACAUCUUGAGCAAGAAUUGCAGGAGAUUUAUCAAGAAGAUAAGGAGUCUACAGAUCCUGUCAGACAGUCAUAUCAGAGUAAUUGGAAAGCAAUGGAAGACAGUUCUCGAACAGGCGGCGAUUCUCUGCAACGAUCGAAGCUGUUGGAAGUAAGGGAGAAGCUAGAAAAGUACUAUGCUUCUUUACUUACACAGGCUCAACUCAAUGCUCUCCCGCGCCCCGAAGAACGUAAUAUCGGAGUUCUUCGGGAAUGGCUGCAAAGACCAGCUUAUGGCAACAUGUUCUUACGAGGUUUCGAGAAACGUACUUGGGACGUUGAACAAGUUGACUUCGUAGCGCUGCAAAAGCAAGCGGACGAUAGUGAUCCUCUUACUCGCUGGCUUUUCCGUGUAAUACCUGGUUUCUUUCAUAACCGAUGGGCGCAUCGAUGGAAAAGCCCCGUACACGGUAGAGAAGGCGAAGAAGAUCUUUUUGACUAUAAAAGCUCUACUAUCGUGAGAUUUGCUACGUCAGCUACUACUUUAUUGUCGACCGCAUUCCCGCUUGUCUCCAUUCCCAUUCUUUACUUCGUCGAGAAUAUGCUGAAACGAUUGGGGCUUAUUGUGGUGUUUACGUCUCUCUUUUCUCUAGCUCUACUGUUUACGUCCAAUGCCCGCCGCGUGGAAAUCUUCAUGGCCUCCUCAGCGUUCGCCGCAGUUCAAGUUGUAUUUGUUGGUAGUACGGAUACACCUUGUAGCGCAUGAAAUACCUAAAAUCCUACUCGGUAGAAAUAUAUUACUUUAUUCAAACCCCAGAAUGAAAUUCCAGUUGAUUACGGAUUCCCCGUUAGAGAUGCUUUGAAACGGCAACGUUGUAACAGAGACCUGAGGGGGGUUGCGCAUAGAGACCUCUAGCAGGGGACAGUAAACCUGCGCACGACUUCACUUUCACUCAGGAAUAAAGAUCAUGAAACCCGAUAAAAGUCUU